UGACUUGGUUUUAGUUUUAGGCCUAGCCUACAUCACACAUGUGAGUUGUUUACAAAACUUGCAUUAGGCCUGCCUAAUCUAGAAAUCUAGAUCUAAAUACGUAUUAAUUUUCAAAGAUGUCGAAAUGUAUUAUUUGCUGUGUGGAGACCACAAAAUACAAGUGUCCUCUAUGUCUUGAGAGAUACUGUUCAGUGGCAUGUUGUAAAGACCAUAAAGUGAAUUGUGCUCAGAAGCCUAAAGAGGGUCUGCAAGAAACGAAACCGCUGUCUGAACCUGUUGUUCCUAUUCCAUAUGUACAAAAAGUUCAUGCCGCUUUUGAAAGUGAGGUACGCAAUGUUGAUGACGACAGAGUUCCUGAGGUGCUAUUGAAGAAAUUAGGGGAAAGUAUAGAACUGAAAAACAUCAUUAGCAACCCCCACCUACGUGCAAUGAUGGAAAACCUGGUGAACACAGAUAGUCCAGAGGAGCUGAUGGCUGCUGCCAUGAAGGAACCGAUCUUCACAGAAUUCGCAGAUGUUUGCUUAAAGUUGGUAGAUAAAGAUAACCCAAACUUAGAACCUGAGGUUGAUUAUAGUUAAUCAUUGUUUUCUAAUUAGUGAAUUUGGUAAAGAAAGCUACAUUGGAUUUAGUUUUAUACGCAUUUAAAUUAAGAAAUCAGACUAUCGGUACUAAAGCAUGAACUGUGUAUAUAAUUGUAAAUUUGUAUAGUAUUUGAUUCUUUUAAUUUUUUAUUAUACAUUUUCUUUCAUU
Physella acuta is the source of this 750-nucleotide messenger RNA. RefSeq names its product zinc finger HIT domain-containing protein 3. Gene Ontology annotation, molecular function: protein binding. The record is from RefSeq and is a predicted model, not a curated record. Lineage: Eukaryota; Metazoa; Mollusca; Gastropoda; Physidae.